AUGGGCCCAACAUGGUCGUCUUCCAGUUAUCAACGGAAUUCGAUGGCAUCAUUCUCAUACCAAGAAAACGCGAAAAUCAAGAUCGGCGGUGGUGGAGCAGCGGCCAAAAGAGCUCGAAAAAUACUCCGAGACUAUCAGUUCCCAGAAAUCAGAGCUGACGAGUGUCAGCAACAGUUCAUAAGUGGUUGGGGACCGGGCGGACAAAAGGUCAACACCGCCCAGAAUGCAGUCCAACUAAAACAUAUCCCCACUAACGUUUCGGUGAAGGUAAGUCAACUCUUUUGUAUUCUUAUCCAGUUUUAGGUACAUGAAAGUCGGCUUUUAAGUGAGAACGUAUCCAUUGCAUUUGAACGUCUGAAAUACGCCGUUGACAAGCAUCUAAAUAAGGAUGAUUGUUAUAUGAAAAAAUUCGAUCAAAUUGCAAAGGAAUACGAGCAGAAGAGGAAGAGUCAGAGGAAGAAAAGACGAGAGGCUAAACAAAUCCCAGACGUCGACUGA
Messenger RNA from Bursaphelenchus xylophilus (pine wood nematode), 498 nucleotides. Lineage: Eukaryota; Metazoa; Nematoda; Chromadorea; Rhabditida; Aphelenchoididae. The record is from the annotation of a GenBank genome assembly.